This is a messenger RNA of Parastagonospora nodorum SN15, 1155 nucleotides long. RefSeq lists its product as hypothetical. The record is from RefSeq and is a predicted model, not a curated record. Bases 1 to 1155 code for a protein of 384 amino acids. Lineage: Eukaryota; Fungi; Ascomycota; Dothideomycetes; Pleosporales; Phaeosphaeriaceae. The transcript has a single exon.
AUGACAUUCCAACCAAAGGGACAGUCACGCGAUUGGGCGCGAUCAGUUCUCGCCGCAAACUACGACAAACUCUUUGAGCAAUACCAUCGCCAGGAUGAGACGUGCGCUGCAGAGAAGUCCAAGCUCCGAGACAACAUCAGCGAAUUAGAGAAGAAGCUCGAAAAUCACAGCGAUGCUUGCGAUGCCGGAAAAUAUGGCGAACUCUUGCGGCAAUUCCAACACGAGCAUGAGAUAUGCGCUGGCGUGAAAAUCAAGCUCCGAGAGACCAUUAGCGAACUAGAACAGAAGCUUCAGAAGCAGAGCGACGCUUGCAAUGCCGAAAAGGCUCGUUUACAGAAUGAGAUUUGUACUGAGGAGAAGUCCAAGCUCCAACACAACAUCAGCGAACUAGAGCAGAAUCUCCAGGAGCAGAACGAUGCUUGUGAUGCCGAAAAGACUCGUCUCCAGAAAGACCUCACGAAUUUGCAGGAGGAAAAAGACGAGGAGCUUCAAAGAGCAAAUGCAAUGAUUGCGGGAUUGGAGCACGACAAUCUAGUCCUUCAACGUGGCGACAGAACAAAUUCCGGCGAUGACGACUUUGUCGAGCUUCAGCGUCUCAGUGCUGAGAAUUACAACUUGCGCUGUGAAAUCGAGGAUUUCGAGGCCCGAUUAGCUUCCAUGCAGGACGACAACCAAAGGGCGAUGGAGAAGACUAAGCCUCAUCGCCCAUCCAAUGAUCCAGACUAUCAUUGCGAAUGCUGCGGUAGACGAAGAACUAGCCAUGGAGACACGCCCGUGUGCAUAAGUGUGACGGAUCACUGGCAUCCUUCAGCCGUAGACAUGACUGUAUCGACGCAGGAUAUGCGUGCUCGCCUGCGAGAGAUGCAGGAAAAGUGCAACGAGAAACACGAGGAGUUGGAGCAAUGUGAAGAGCAGCGAAAAAAUGCUGUUAGAGGGGCAUUUCAUUAUGCCGCUGAGCGCAGAAAAGCAGAAAAAGAAUUAGAGGAGGCCCAGAGUGGAUCCUGUACGCAGAAGUGUGAAAUGCUGGAAGAGAUUUGCGCGGAUCUCCGAAGGAGGCUGCGUGCUCUUUAUGAGGCUAUCGAUACGAACGGCGAAGCGGUAAGGCAGGCGGCGGAGGAUGCCUUGGACGGCAUAGAUCGAGCACGCAGAGGAUGA